CCGGGGGAAGCCUUUGUUUUGAGGGAGGGGCCGCGCCUGCCUCUAGCUGCGGCCCGCGCGUCCCGCCUCCUGCGCGGGGCCGAGCGCGGCGCCCCGGGUGUCCGCCGGGUCUGCUGGCCGGGCCGACGCCUGCUGGGCGCUGCCGGCGGCGCGCUCCCAGCGAGGCUGGCGCCGGGUCCCUCCGCGCCCCAUCGCUCUCCCUUUGUGUCCGCGCCGGGAACGGCCCUGCUGGGCCCCCCUCGGCGAGCGUGCGCGCCGCCGCGUCCCGCCCGGUCCCCGCGUCGCGCACCCCGCGCGCACGGGAAAUGCUUCCGGACGCGCAGCUGAGACCCGGACGACCCGCGGCCCGGGCCUCGGAGGCGUCCCUGGCUGACAGCUGUAGGCGGCGGAGACGCCCCGUGCCUGUCCGCCGCGCCGCCCCUCCGGCGUCCGCGGGGCACCGGGGGCACUGCCCGCGCGGGCUCGGGGACGGACAGGACGAAGCGCCCAGGCCUGGGAGGCGGGGGACACGAAGACUGCACGGCAGGGCCCGCCCCUCGGAUGCGCCGCCUCACAGAGAGAUGAAGGGGCAGCAGAAAGCAGCUGAAGCGGAAGAGGGCACGGUGCAGAUCCAGGAAGGCGCAGUAGCAACUGGGGAGGACCCCACCAGUGUGGCCAUCGCCAGCAUCCAGUCCGCGGCCACCUUCCCUGACCCCAACGUCAAGUACGUCUUCCGAACUGAGAAUGGGGGCCAGGUGAUGUACAGGGUGAUCCAGGUGUCUGAGGGGCAGCUGGAUGGCCAGACUGAGGGGACUGGCGCCAUUAGUGGCUACCCUGCCACUCAGUCCAUGACCCAGGCGGUGAUCCAAGGGGCGUUCACCAGUGACGACGCAGUGGACACGGAGGGGACAGCGGCCGAGACGCACUACACGUACUUCCCUGGCACGGCCGUGGGAGAUGGGGCUGCGGGGGCCACGUCGGGUGGCACCGCGGCGGUCGUCACCACGCAGGGCUCGGAGGCGCUGCUGGGGCAGGCCACGCCCCCCAGCACCGGCCAGUUCUUCGUGAUGAUGUCGCCACAGGAAGUGCUGCAGGGAGGAAGCCAGCGCUCCAUCGCCCCCAGGACCCACCCUUACUCCCCGAAGUCAGAAGCCCCCAGGACGACGCGGGACGAGAAGCGCAGGGCUCAGCAUAAUGAAGUGGAGCGGCGCCGCCGGGACAAGAUCAACAACUGGAUCGUGCAGCUGUCCAAGAUCAUCCCAGACUGCUCCAUGGAGAGCACCAAGUCGGGCCAGAGCAAGGGCGGGAUCCUGUCCAAGGCCUGUGACUACAUCCAGGAGCUCCGGCAGAGCAACCACCGGCUGUCCGAGGAGCUGCAGGGGCUCGACCAGCUGCAGCUGGACAACGAUGUGCUCCGCCAGCAGGUGGAAGACCUCAAAAACAAGAACCUGCUGCUCCGAGCCCAGCUGCGGCACCACGGGGUGGAGGUGGUCAUCAAGCACGACAGCAACUGACUGGGUGUCCCUGUCCUGGAACGGCAGAAAGCCCUGGAGCCCCGGGCUCCCCCUGUGCCCCCUUCCUUUGCUGCCCAUUUCCGGCAAGAGACUGGGAGCAGUUCAGGGGGCAGGCCCCGACAGCAGCGGACAGCGGUGUGAAACCUGGGACUGCCCUGCCAGCCCGGCCCGGCCGCCGUGCAGCCCCGGCCCCCCUGGCACAGAGCCCGCGCUGUCGGGGUGGACACUGGACCCACCGAGUGGGGUUUGUCUGGUGCGGGCUUCCGGAACCGGCAGAGGGUCUGCUGACGGGUGACCCUGGCGGCCCUGGCGGCGCUUCUGCCGCCCCGUCUCCCUGGAGCUCAGCUGUGCCCCCGAGGGCGCCAGGGAUCUGGCGGGGAAAGCAGCCGGGCGCUGCGGCGGGAGGAGGCGAGGCGGGUGGGCGGGCGGCAAUGAGACCUGCGCAGAAGUCCAGGGAGGACCAGAGACGGGGCCCGCAUGCGGCCUUUCCACUCGGGGGACGGUUUCCCCUCUUUUUCUUUUUUU
Messenger RNA from Phyllostomus discolor (pale spear-nosed bat), 2018 nucleotides. RefSeq names its product upstream transcription factor 1 (gene USF1). NCBI's taxonomy places the organism in Eukaryota, Metazoa, Chordata, Mammalia, Chiroptera, Phyllostomidae. The record is from RefSeq and is a predicted model, not a curated record. The transcript has 11 exons. Gene Ontology annotation, molecular function: DNA-binding transcription factor activity, RNA polymerase II-specific; protein dimerization activity; RNA polymerase II cis-regulatory region sequence-specific DNA binding. Gene Ontology annotation, biological process: regulation of transcription by RNA polymerase II. Bases 306 to 1493 code for a protein of 395 amino acids.